UCAAUAAUUUUUUCAGAAAUAAUGUUUUAGCAAUUAGAAAAAAGUGAAAUAUUUAGCGUAAACACAGAUCAUUGUGACACGUAGAAAGGACGUGUUACUGGUGUAAAACAGUUUAACACCAGAAAAUAAAUAUUAAAUCAGGUGUUACUGCCUAACUGCCUAAACACGUGUCAAGCAUGAAUUAAAGUUGAACCAGAGACCCUGAGAUGAGAAUGAACCUGGUGGGUCUCCUGCUCCUGGCCCUGAUAGGGUCUGGAGUUGCACAACGACGACAAUUAAUCCAAGAUAUGAUUGAGAACCUGAGAACCAAACCCAAGUCUAGCAGUCUCAGUCCAAGCUUUAACGGAGAGAUCAAUUUUGAUCUGAUUGGAUCCGGAGGAUUACCGCUCCAGGGAGCCGAGGAUGGGAGUAGAGGAGCAGGGUUCAGCUCCAAUCCAAGUGCUCCAAGUAUAAAGGAUGUUAUUACUGGUUCUAUUUCUAGAUUUGAAACUUCUAAUCUAGAAACACAAUCUUCUUCACAAGGACCUAAUGUCGUCAGCAGCAUUCAAACAAGAAAGAAUAAAAGAGAACCAGAGGGUCUACCAUUCUUUGCUGAAUCUCCUAAACCUUUCUCCGAACAUGAAUUGGAAAAAUCCCCGUUUACUGAAAACAAGAGUGAAUUAAACAAGGUGCCAUCUAUCGAAAAAAAGCCAAUUUUCAAAAAGUCGUCUUCACGCUAUAGCGAAAAGCCGCAAUUUCCAUCGAAGAAAUUUCAAGAUGGACGUCUUCAAGAGUCUGGUUCGUUCCAAAGUGGAGCUCUACCUAACGAUUUUAAUUUUGGGCCUCCAGCUAGAUUUAACAGUGGAUUUAAUGAUGGGCCUCACAGAUUUCAGGAUGGACCACACAGACUGAAUGAGGGAACACAAAAAAAAAUCAUAGAGGGAGGAAAAAAGGGGUUGUUUAAUGGACCACCCAGACCUUUUAACGAUGUACCCCCUACUAUAUUUAAAGAUGGACCUCCGAGCAGGUUUAAUGAGGGGCCUCCCAGCAGAUUGAAGGAUGGACCCCCAGACAGAUUUUUUAACGGACCGCCUAAAAGAUUUAUUGAUGGCCCACCCAACAGAUUUAAUGAUGGUCCACCGAGCAGAUUUAAUGAUGGUCCACACAACAGAUUCAAUGAUGGCCCACCAGCUAGAUUUAAUAACGGUCCAAUAGGCUUACUUAAUGAAGGGCCACCCCGUAGACAUAAUGAUGGCCCUCCAAGUAGGUUUAAUGAUGGCCCAUCAUCCUUCCGCGGCCAACGUGAAUCAUUCCAUUCAAAAAAUGGACCAAGACCUGGACCUAGCUUUAGGCAUAAACGACAACCUGGAGAUUUACCACCAAAAAUGUCCGACAUUUUCCCGCCAAAAAAGUCCGAUUUUUUCCCGCCAAAAGGUUCCCUACGACCUGGAGCCGAGGAUCAACGAAAAAUUAAGAAGAAGGGUCCCCGUAGGAACCCUGAUCAAAGUUUUAAUCCUCCCGAAGAAACCUUCUCCAACUUCAAGCCAGCUUUUCUAGAUGAAGGAAGUGAGAAGUUUAACCAACCGGAACCAACUAGACUGGACGGACAUAGUUCCGUCAAACCUCGUCGGAAAAAGGGAAAAAAGAGAAGUAAACCCCAAACUCCAUACACUGAAGUUUCUCCACCUUCCUACUCUACCCUUCCAACCUUUCCAACAGAUUCUGGGUUUGGGUUCGAAAACUCCUUCGCAUCCGGGUUUGGAGAACAAGAAGCAGGGUUCGGAGAUCAGGGAUCUAAAGGAUUUUCUCUUGAACCUGAACCGUCCUCCAAACCAAAACGACAGUCUAUCUCCACCACUUCCAAUUCUGGAUUUGAAAAUGAGGGAUUUUUUGCCGGGGUUCAGGAGAGUUUCCCGGAUCUUUCCGAUUUCGGAAUGAAUUGGGAACCGGAAAAAAUCCGAACGAAGAGAUCUGCGCUCAAAAAUCCGUUUUAUUACAGAGAUGAACGGCCAAGGCGACAACGACCUAACCAUCCGAGUCGACAGACGAAUCGUCAAUCCAACCGACGAUCUCAGGGUCCAACCGGAUUCUGGGAUGAUGCCGAUUUUGAUUCGGAUUUCUUUAAUGGCGGCGGUCCUUCAGCGUAUUCUUAUGACGAUUUCAGCAAGAGUUCUCCAUAUUCUUUCCGACCUCAACAAUCCGGCGAAGUUUCUCAGUACCGACCCCAAGAGCCUGCGUACAGACCACAAGAAGCUGCUUACAGACCUAAGGAACCCUCAUACCGACCUCAGGAGCCUUCAUAUAGACCGCAAGAGCCAUUUCGGCCACAAGAGCCAGUGUACAGACCUCAAGAGCCUGCAUACAGACCUACAGAACCUGCGUACAGACCUCAGGAGUCACCGUAUACCUCAGGAGAGGUCACUGCACUUCAGGCAGCCUAUCUUCCUGCACCUAUCAAGUUGUCGAGCAGUGGAGACUACUACUCCACGAACUCCAGGAACUCCCUUCAGUCCCCUGAGGACAACGAGAUCCUUGGAUCCGGAAACUUUGAUAUAGUGAAGGGAGGAACUUUCUACACCAAGGACGAGUAUCAAUAUAUUCCUAGCAGUAAUUCUCCGCAGCAGUACAGCCAUCAGUACGUGAAGGAUUUUUUCCACAAUUUCAGAGAUUUCGCCGACAUUAAAGAAGAAAACUACAAAUAGUGCAUUGGGGGUCAUCAAGUACAUUUCUCCUGUAAAUCAUAAUGAUUAAACCUAUAUAAUUGCGAAACAAUGCUUUAAUGUUGAAUUUAUCUAUUCUCGUGGUCACAGUGGUCGGAUUGGAAAUACUAAAAAGAUAUUUCACAAGUCUUAAAUCAUGAUAAAACUUACUUGAUCCCUCCUACCCCCUUCAUAGAGUUAACAUUGCCUAGUUGGCCUGGUUUACUGCUUGAAUUUUGUUGGUUUUCUCGCAUAUACAGGGUGUCCCAAUAAACAUGGGAAUUCAGUGACGAAUUCGAUAUCGUCUUUUCAAAUAAUUCUUUGAUUUAGUAUAGUGAUUGAUACCUACUGGAAAGCUGUAAUUUGUAAGAGUUUCGUCUGCUAUGUUCACAUUUUGUUUGUUUAUGUUUUGACCGUAUACGAUUGUACUUAGUAAAA
Messenger RNA from Eurytemora carolleeae, 3116 nucleotides. RefSeq lists its product as uncharacterized. The record is from RefSeq and is a predicted model, not a curated record. Bases 207 to 2681 code for a protein of 824 amino acids. The transcript has 7 exons. NCBI's taxonomy places the organism in Eukaryota, Metazoa, Arthropoda, Copepoda, Calanoida, Temoridae.